Trichoderma virens Gv29-8 is the source of this 641-nucleotide messenger RNA. RefSeq lists its product as uncharacterized. The transcript has a single exon. Bases 290 to 493 code for a protein of 67 amino acids. The record is from RefSeq and is a predicted model, not a curated record. Lineage: Eukaryota; Fungi; Ascomycota; Sordariomycetes; Hypocreales; Hypocreaceae.
GCCAGUUUUACUCAUCAGCAUCAUAAAGUGAGAGGCAGAAAUGUGUCGUGGGAGGGGUCAUCGGAAUAUAUGGCUUCCAACAAGGCUUCGGCAGACGCUUCUAUCCUUGACUUUAUACUAUGCUGAUGAGUAAAUUGGCUGCUGAACAGAAUUCAUAAGUAAUUCUACGAUGUAAUUCUUAAAUGGCUGGUACCAUUGGUAUGUUUUGUUAUCAUAUGCAAUUUGCAGUGAAGCAUGAAGCUAGUGCAUUUUUACAGGAAAUUUGCUUCUCGAAACAUGAAAGAAAAGAAUGGCUAAAAAAGCACCAAGGCAUCACGACUGUCUCAAACACCAACCAUUUAGCAAAUCGCAUGUCCUCCUAAACGUGAAUGAUGGCAUAAUAAACGCCGUUAUGAAUGUAGACAUGUUCAAUCCUCGCUCCACUAAGCAAAGUGACAGGGCCCGUCACAACCAAGGAUAUGCAAUGAAGGGAGCAGAAAUGCAACUGGAUUGAAAUGGGUGCAGCUUAACAAAUACAUUGGCUUGGUCUCUUAAAAACACGGAAUUGAUGGAUCAAUUGAAGAUUCCGGGCAAGGCUCACAUGUACCGUGGUUAUUCUUUGAAACUCAGGAUGUAAUCUUCAAUUCAAACAACCUCGAAUC